UGAAAUGUCUCACAUGCCUUGAAAAUCACCACAGCUGACGUUUGGAAAGCUUAAAAAAAAAAAAAAAGUAAUGGCUUUCUUCCAAAUGGUAACAUCAUACAUAAUGCACAUGGCUAACAAAAGACUCAGACAGCACUCAGUCUCACUCACCGAUGAGUCUGAAUUCUCUCCCUAAUCACUGUUGUACUGCUGUUUGUCAGUUCUUCCUGGAUUUGAAACUUUUUUCACCUAAACUGCCACGAAGAAAGAGAAUAAGAAUCCUAAAAAAAUGACUGAAAGUCCUCUACUGAGCAUUCCCUUCUCAAACCAGAGUGAAAACAAGAGCAACUCAACUGUUUGCCCAGACUUGGAUAACUGGUGGGAAAUAGUGUACUACUUAGUACCCAAGUGUAUCAACACCAUCUGUGUUAUUGGAAUGCUUGGAAAUUUAUUUGUUCUCUUCGUUUACUCACUGUACAAGGGCCCUCUGAAGAUAUCUGAAAUCUACCUUGUGAACCUAGCUGUUGCUGAUCUUAUUUUCCUCAUUUGUCUCCCUUUCUGGGGAGAGAAUAUACGGAAUAAGUAUAAUUGGCCAUUUGGAAAUUUUCUUUGUCGUAGUGCCAGUGCAUCCAUCCACCUAAACAUGUACACUAGCAUCUACUUGCUAGUAGCGGUCAGCUUGGAUCGCUAUUUGACUUUUGUUCAUACCUUGACACACAGAAGAAUACGUAGCAAAACUAUAGCCAAAGGGAUCUGUUUGCUCACCUGGACCUUUGGGAUCCUUCUCAGUAUCCCAACCUUUACGUUUCGGACUGUGAAACACUUUCCUGAGUGGAAUAUCUCUGCAUGUGUUUUAGACUUCCCCACCUCAUCCUGGCAAAAAGCUGAUCGUUUGGUAUUCAGCAUAGUGGGGUUUGCAUUGCCAUCAACAGCUAUCGUCUUCCUCAAUUUCUGUACCAUUCGCUCCCUACAAGAACACAAAAGAGAACUAAAAGCGUUCAGGACAAAGAGUUGCCAGGACCACAGAGACACAAAGGCCACAAAGUUGAUCUUCUUAGUGGUACUGAUGUUUCUUUUGUGCUGGACUCCUUACCAUCUUGUUAUAUUCUUUGAUAUAUUAUUCCAGAUGGAAGUGAUACAAGGCUGUUUCUGGGAGGAUUUUCUCAACUUUGGUGAGCAGUUUAGUUCUACUUUGGCUCUCACACACAGCUGUAUUAACCCAAUAGUUUAUGUAUUUGCUGGGAAAUAUUUCAGGCAAAAAGCUUUAAAAGUUUUUUCACAGUUUUUCUGCUGUGGGUAUUUUUUGAACCAGGUAUCAUUCCAAGAAAAGUCUUCAUAUUUCAAGUUGUUUCCAGUCAAGACUAGUUCAACUUCAUGAUUCUCGGUUCCAUCUUAAUUUUGAUAUUACAAUUUAUUUUUAAUUGCAUUAAAAAUGAACAGGAAUCACACUGUUCUAGCAUUCUCAGACUAAGUUAAUUAUUUAUUAAGUUACAUCACUUCGCUGCUUAUUUGUCCCUGGGUUUGCUUUUCCUUUUCUGUGUUACCAUCCAAACAUAUAACAUGCAACACCAGAAUUUUAUACCAAAUGAUCUAACUUGUCUCAUCAAUUAUCAGUGCUUGGAAAGAGAAGUUAUUUGACAAAGUAUCAGAAGUCUGGUUUCUCUAAAGUAUGGUAUAAACUGAUUGAAUAUUUAUUAUACUGUAUCUAUGGUAACAAAUAUAAUAUCACCAGGAACACUAUGCAAAGAAUUAUAACAUAUUACAGAGCAAAUAUGAGCUUAACUUUCAGCUCAUAGCUGCAUUUUAGGAAUGGCAAAACAGAUUCAGUAUU
Molecule: messenger RNA, 1810 nt
Organism: Lagopus leucura (white-tailed ptarmigan)
Lineage: Eukaryota; Metazoa; Chordata; Aves; Galliformes; Phasianidae
Gene: BDKRB1
Product: bradykinin receptor B1
Exons: 2
Coding region: 269-1357 (362 amino acids)
Biological process (GO): neutrophil chemotaxis; response to mechanical stimulus; inflammatory response
Cellular component (GO): membrane
Molecular function (GO): bradykinin receptor activity
Source: RefSeq, a predicted model, not a curated record